Messenger RNA from Trichosurus vulpecula (common brushtail), 2106 nucleotides. It is a transcript of the gene TBX10, whose product is annotated as T-box transcription factor 10. NCBI's taxonomy places the organism in Eukaryota, Metazoa, Chordata, Mammalia, Diprotodontia, Phalangeridae. The transcript is spliced from 14 exons. Gene Ontology annotation, molecular function: DNA-binding transcription factor activity, RNA polymerase II-specific; RNA polymerase II cis-regulatory region sequence-specific DNA binding. Gene Ontology annotation, cellular component: nucleus. The record is from RefSeq and is a predicted model, not a curated record. Bases 1 to 2106 code for a protein of 701 amino acids. Gene Ontology annotation, biological process: cell fate specification; regulation of transcription by RNA polymerase II; positive regulation of DNA-templated transcription.
AUGGAGAAACUGUAUGAGGACAAUCCCACCAUCUACCAAGCUGCCUGCCACAAGAAGCGGGGAGCAUCCUCCACGGUGGAAGUUUACAUAUUCCCUAACCAGCUCAUUUCAGCUCUGCUCCCCAGCCCCCACCGACCAGCAGAGCCCCAGCCCAUCCAUCUCCCUGCGGCCAGAGCUGCCACUGGCCUGACUGGUAUUGAGCAGCAAUAUGAAGAGAUAGAAGCAGCAUCCUAUGAGCUCCAGCGCAGCCUUGCUCUUCCUCACAUUCCAGGGAUCAAGAGAUUGCAGCCCCACCUGGUCCAGAGCGUUCCAAGAGACAACUCCUGCUCGUUGCCCUCCAGAAGCCUGGCGACCCCCUUCGUGGCAGAUCUUCGGACAGAGGCUGAGGGAGCACGGGCAGAGGACGCCAGAAGGAGGAUUCUUCCUCAGCCCGGGGCCACCUCUCCAUGCGACCAGGAGAAUCUGCAGAGGGGAAAAACGGUCCCCGAGCACAGGGAAAGCUACUCCGAAGCCCACGCCUUAGAGCUCGCGUGGUUCUCUUCAGAGGGUCCCUCAGGGCCUCGCUCAGAAUCGGAAUCUCGCCUUGGGAUUCCCCUUGCUGACCUCCCCUACGAGCGGCCAGCUGGCAGCCACUCCGAGACCUCCCCCAAAGGGCUACUCAGCACCUCCCAAGGCAGUUUAUUCCACUUUGGGUCACUUCUGAUUGUUGGAAAGAGUUACCUUAGGAGGAGCCGUCAUCUGGGGUUCCAACUUCUCCGGACAGCUCCUGGAUCUGUCUUGGGCGUGGCGGGACACGCAACAGGCUUCUAUCUACAGGGGCUUUUGGGAGACCUCCUGCCGAGUCCCAGCAAGAUUUCAGCCUCCAUUGGCAGAUGGCUGGGAUGUUUUCUCUGUCUUGUCCUGUCUCCCCCAGCCUUCAUCUCAGCCAGCGUCAGCGUGCUGACCUCUUCCGAGGGCUACCCACUGCCUCUGAACAGCCCUGAGUGGGCAGCCAGGCUAGGGCCCUCCCCAGCUGCCCCGGAGCCCAGCAGGCUGGACCCAGGGGAGGCCCGUCCUCAGUCAGGCUGGAAGAAUCCCCACGUGUCCAAUGUGACAGUUCAGCUGGAGAUGAAGAGUCUGUGGGAGGAAUUCAACCAGCUGGGGACAGAGAUGAUCGUCACUAAGGCAGGAAGGAGGAUGUUUCCCACCUUUCAGGUGAAGAUCCUGGGCAUGGACACGCUGGCCGACUAUGCCCUGCUCAUGGACUUCAUCCCCCUAGACGACAAGCGGUACAGAUACGCUUUCCACAGCUCUACGUGGCUGGCAGCCGGAAAGGCGGAUCCAGCCACCCCGGGCAGGAUGCACUUCCACCCAGACUCCCCCGCCAAGGGCGCCCAAUGGAUGCGCCAGAUCGUUUCCUUCGACAAGCUGAAGCUGACUAACAACCUGCUGGACGAUAACGGCCACAUCAUUCUUAACUCCAUGCACCGCUACCAGCCCCGAUUCCACGUGGUGUUUGUGGACCCCCGCAAGGACAGUGAACGCUAUGCGCAGGAGAAUUUCAAGUCCUUCAUCUUCUCUGAGACUCAGUUCACAGCUGUGACGGCAUACCAGAACCACAGGAUCACCCAGCUAAAGAUUGCCAGCAACCCCUUUGCCAAAGGCUUCCGAGAGUGUGACCCGGACACCUGGCCUAGGGCCCCAAGGCCUAUGCUCAGCCCCAUGCUCCGGAGCAGCCAGAGCAACCGGGCCCCACUGCUGAAGGAGGACCACCAGGAAGAGCAAGACCUGGACAAACCUGGCCAGAGCUUCCGGCCCAAAUUCUCCACCUCUGCCUCCAGGACCACCUCCCAGCUCCAUCAGUACCCACAGAGCCCUGUGCUGUCCAGAGAGAUCCCUGGGUCCCCCUGCAUUGGUGCUGCCCACCUGCCCCCAGAGCUCCUUCUGGCCCCCACUGGCUAUAGGUCCAUCUCCUACCAUGGCCCAUACAUGGGGGCCUCUGCCAGGGCCCGCUCAGCCCCCUACCCUCUCCCUGAGGCCAAGGUGCUGGGGAGCCAGGGAGCCCUACAUCUCCAGCCUCCUCAAAGUGUCUUGGGCCUCCUGGCAAGCAGCCAGGACCAAGAGUAA